Messenger RNA from Drosophila melanogaster (fruit fly), 765 nucleotides. It is a transcript of the gene Ccp84Aa, whose product is annotated as Ccp84Aa. Lineage: Eukaryota; Metazoa; Arthropoda; Insecta; Diptera; Drosophilidae. Bases 64 to 681 code for a protein of 205 amino acids. Gene Ontology annotation, molecular function: structural constituent of cuticle; structural constituent of chitin-based cuticle. The record is from RefSeq and is marked reviewed. Gene Ontology annotation, cellular component: chitin-based extracellular matrix. The transcript is spliced from 2 exons.
AUCAUUCAGCCAUCAGCACCGUUUCCGCAAAGAACUAACCCACGAAUCCAAAAACCCUAUAAAAUGGCAUUCAAGUUUGUCUUCGCCCUCGCCUUCGUCGCCGUGGCCAGCGCCGGUUAUGCCCCCAUCGCCGCCCCACAGGUGUACCACGCUGCCCCAGCGGUGGCCACCUACGCCCACGCCCCCGUGGCCGUCGCCCAGAAGGUCGUGGUCAAGGCCGCCGAGGAGUACGACCCCCACCCCCAGUACCGCUUCUCCUACGGAGUCGAUGACAAGCUAACCGGUGACAACAAGGGACAGGUGGAGGAGCGCGAUGGAGAUGUGGUACGCGGAGAGUACUCCCUGAUCGACGCUGACGGCUACAAGAGGAUCGUCCAGUACACCGCCGAUCCCAUCAACGGAUUCAACGCCGUUGUCAACCGUGAGCCCCUGGUCAAGGCCGUCGCCGUUGCCCCCGUUGUGAAGACCGUCGCCGCUCCCGUUGCCCAAUACGCCGCCCCUGCUGUCGCCCACUACGCUGCUCCCGCUGUGGUCAAGACCGUGGCUCCAGUUGCCCACUACGCUGCUCCUGCUGUGGUCAAGACUGUGGCCCCAGUGGCUCACUAUGCUGCCCCCGCUGCAUAUGCCACCUAUGCUGCUCCCACCCACUACGCCGCCCCCGCUGUUGCCUACCACCCCUGAGAACUGACAUUCCACAUUGCCCAGCUCUUUAUUGUUAUAGUUUUACGAACGACUUCUAUAUAUAUAAAAAUAUAUUUCACAUUU